AAGAGAAAAGAAAGGGAAGGAGGUCCCUUUCUCUACUCUUUUUACCGAAUUCAACUGUUUCGAUUGGUAAUGAUGCGUGCAUGGGGGAAGAACCGAAGGAAUCAGAAGAAAUGGAGAUAAACACUUCUUCUUCCCUUUGCCUUCCCCGUUCUCUUAAUUCAUAAAGAUUGGGAUUAUUUUCAUUUCCAUUCUUUCGCUUUAAACCCUAGAUUUCGAGAUCUCUCUUCAGUUCUCUUCCAUUGAUCGUUUUGCUGGGCAUUGGGCGGACAUCUGAUCUACUGCUGCAAAUUUAUUUAUCGCUCGAUUUAUUCUGGGUUGGGUCUCUUGAGAGAUUGGAGGCAACGUCAGUUUUGUUAGCUUUCGUAUUUGUUUUUUUGCCUCAUUAGGGUUCCGGGGUUUCAUUAAUUUGGUGUCAGAGUCAACUGUUCGUACCAUGGAGACCCGCGUGGGGAACAAGUUCCGGGUUGGCCGGAAAAUUGGGAGCGGAUCGUUUGGGGAGAUCUAUUUAGGUACUAAUGUGCAAACAAAUGAAGAGGUCGCGAUUAAAUUUGAAAAUGUCAAAACAAAACACCCUCAGUUGCUCUAUGAAUCGAAGUUGUACAGGAUCUUGCAAGGAGGAACUGGGAUUCCCAAUGUGAGAUGGUUUGGUGUUGAAGGUGAGUAUAAUGUUCUGGUGAUGGAUUUGUUGGGCAAAAGUUUGGAAGAUCUUUUUAACUUCUGCAGCAGGAAGCUGACUUUGAAAACUGUUCUGAUGCUUGCAGACCAGAUGAUUAAUCGAGUUGAAUUUGUUCAUUCUAAAUCUUUUCUGCAUCGAGAUAUAAAGCCAGAUAAUUUUCUAAUGGGCUUGGGUAGGAGAGAAAAUCAGGUUUAUGUUAUUGAUUUUGGCCUUGCAAAGAAGUACAGGGAUACUUCAACCCACCAACAUAUUCCAUACAGAGAGAAUAAGAACUUGACAGGAACGGCAAGAUAUGCGAGUAUGAACACUCAUCUUGGCAUAGAACAAAGCAGGAGGGAUGAUUUGGAAUCUCUUGGAUAUGUUCUUAUGUACUUUUUGAGGGGAAGUCUUCCAUGGCAAGGUUUAAAAGCAGGAACAAAGAAACAGAAGUAUGACAAAAUAUGUGAAAAAAAAGUUUCAACAUCAAUCGAGGCUUUAUGUCGGGGAUAUCCUUCAGAAUUUGCAUCAUACUUCCACUACUGUCGAUCAUUGCGCUUUGAAGACAAGCCCGAUUAUUCUUAUCUCAAAAGAAUAUUUCGGGACCUCUUCAUCAGUGAAGGUUUUCAGUUUGAUUAUAUAUUUGAUUGGACAAUCUUGAAAUAUAAAGCGUUGGAAACUUCCAGUGCUCCUCCUAGACCUCUAGUACCACCAGGUGCUGAGCUUAUUUCGGGAUUGCCUCCAGCUAUUGGCAAUACUGGUAAGCAGAUAGGCGGUGAAGAAGGCAGGACAAGUGGUUGGUCAGGUGUGGACUCUUCUUGGAGAAGAGCAUCAGGAUCUAAGCAGAAGAGCCCUGUACAAAAUGAAUCCAGUGGAACCAAAGAAGCUAUGAUAUCUAGUUCAACCUUCUGGGGACGAUCAAGUGGAUCCUCAAGGCGCGCUGCCGUCUCUAACAGUCGCACUACUGACGCAAGUCCUUCAGGCAAAUUCUCAAGUACUCAAAAAAGUCCCCCGUUUGGUUCAGCUGAGCAGAAGCAGAAGUCAUCUUCCUCGGCAAGACAUUCAGCAAAUUUGAAGACCUACGAGUCUACCAUCAAAGGCAUGGAAUCUCUCAACUUCAACGGUGACGAUCGAGCUCAGUUCUAGUUCAUGGCGAAAAUAGAGCUGGAAAAAACUAAGACUGCCUUCACAAGGUGACUUUCCAAAAGAGUUGAGGAUGAUUCUUUCAGGGAUAUGGCUAAGCCAAUCUCGCUAUGUGCAAGCUAUGCGUAUGAUCUUACUUCCUGGCAAUGUUAUAAUCUCUUAGAUUGAUUUUAUAGAACAAUUUUUUUUUUUUUUUUCAAUUUACAGAUUCUCUUUUGUUUUCAGCAUUCAACAUGUAAGCUCUUGUGGCUUUGGAAUCACUUCCUGCCCUCUUGAUUGUGAAUUGCUUACUAUUUUAGUUGUAGUGAAUCAUGCUACUUAGAACAGCUGAGGCUUUGUUCUGAUUGAAGUGAUGGAAAUUAAAUGAAAUUCUAAUAAUUUA
Dendrobium catenatum is the source of this 2177-nucleotide messenger RNA. RefSeq names its product casein kinase I. The record is from RefSeq and is a predicted model, not a curated record. Gene Ontology annotation, cellular component: nucleus; cytoplasm. Lineage: Eukaryota; Viridiplantae; Streptophyta; Magnoliopsida; Asparagales; Orchidaceae. Gene Ontology annotation, molecular function: protein serine/threonine kinase activity; ATP binding. The transcript has 14 exons. The coding region runs from base 434 to 1798 and encodes 454 amino acids. Gene Ontology annotation, biological process: signal transduction; peptidyl-serine phosphorylation; endocytosis.